AUGGCUUCGUCGCAAGGGAAGAACGAGCUGCUUUUCGCCGACUGGAUGGCAGCGCUGCCUGACAGCCUGCACAGCACCCCGCUCACCAACCUGGCCAUCCCCGGGUCUCAUGACUCUUUUAGCUUCUACAUUGAUGAAGCCUCUCCAGUUGGGCCUGAGCAGCCAGAGACGGUCCAGAAUUUUGUGUCAGUUUUUGGGACUGUGGCUAAAAAGCUGAUGAGGAAGUGGCUGGCUACACAGACCAUGAACUUCACCAGCCAGCUGGGGGCAGGUAUACGGUAUUUUGAUCUCAGAAUUUCCACCAAGCCCAGAGACCCAGACAAUGAACUCUACUUCGCUCAUGGUUUAUUUAGUGCCAAAGUCAAGGAAGGUCUGGAGGAAAUCAACACGUUUCUCACUGAGCACCCAAAAGAAGUGGUCUUCUUGGACUUCAAUCAUUUCUACGGGAUGCAGAAAUGCCAUCAUGAAAAGCUUGUUCAGAUGCUCAAAGACACAUAUGGAAACAAAAUGUGUCCUGCUAUAUUUGCCCAUGAAGUCAGCCUUCAGUACCUGUGGGAAAAGGAGCACCAAGUGCUAGUGUUCUACCACAGUCCAGUGGCUGUCGAGGUAGCCUUUCUGUGGCCAGGCCAGAUGAUGCCAGCUCCCUGGGCAAACACAACAGAUACGGAAAAGUUGAUUCAGUUCCUGCAGGCAUCAAUCACUGAAAGAAGAAAGAAAGGCUCCUUUUUCAUAUCUCAAGUAGUGCUGACACCAAAGGCUAGUACAGUGGUGAAAGGGGUUGCAAGUGGUCUCAGAGAAACAAUCACAGAAAGGUGA
Vidua macroura (Pin-tailed whydah) is the source of this 816-nucleotide messenger RNA. RefSeq names its product phosphatidylinositol specific phospholipase C X domain containing 3 (gene PLCXD3). Gene Ontology annotation, biological process: lipid metabolic process. Gene Ontology annotation, cellular component: synapse. Bases 1 to 816 code for a protein of 271 amino acids. Lineage: Eukaryota; Metazoa; Chordata; Aves; Passeriformes; Viduidae. The record is from RefSeq and is a predicted model, not a curated record. The transcript has 2 exons. Gene Ontology annotation, molecular function: phosphoric diester hydrolase activity.